UUGGGAGAGUCAGCUCCGGCUGGUUCGGGGUGGCUUCGGGGCUCCGUAGUUCGCCGGCUACGCGGCGCACCUUAUAACGAAGGGGCGACGAGGGCGCGGGGCUGCUCGUAAAGGGUGACGCGAUGCGUCCCCGCGGUCGUUCCGUCCGCUCGACGUAGAGGGUGAGGCGGGUUAAAUCGGAGCCGAGCCGAGGCGAACGAAAUCAAACCGAACGGGGCUCGGGCGGACCGAGCCGCGCCGCGCCGAGACGGAGCGGAACGGAGCGGGGCUGCCCAAAGUCAUGGCGAUUUCGGCUGAAUAAACCGAACACGUGAACACGGAACAACCCCCCGGAACACGCGCAACAAGCCGUACCGCCCCUCGCCGCCGCUCCUCCGAAUCAAGUGGUUCAAUUCACGCCGUCUUCUCGUCUCAUCUCAGUCUCGCCGCGACUCCCGCCAACGUCAACACCGCACACCUAUCACUCGCAUUGACACACAUAUACAUAUACAUAUACAUAUAUAUAUAUGUAUAUAUAUAUAUCAAUUGUACAUAUGUAUGUACAACCUUGCAUAUAUAAUAACGUAUAACUCUAUAAAGCGUUGUAUAUAUAUUUUUUACAGUGUUAACGUUAACGACCAUAAGACACUUUAAUUUCUUCCUCGAUAUAUACGUACCUGCAACUCCGCUGCACUCGUCGUCGUCCUCGUCGUCGUCGUCGUCGUCGUCGUCGUCUAUAUUUGUGCGAGAGAAAUACACGAAACAUUUUCAUCGUUAUUAUCGCUGUUAUUAUUAUUAUUAUCAUCAUCGUCGUCGUUGUUGUUGUUGUUGUUAUUAUUAUAUCGGAUACUAAGGAGACUACCCGGUAAUUGACUUCCGGCACGUGGGUUUCGGAUAGAAGGACAAAAAACGGAAGAAGAAGCCGAAGAGGAGGAGGAGGAGGAGGAGGAGGAAAAUUGUAUGGAAGCGAAAAAAAAAGAAGGGCGCGAUUUCUCGGACGGAAUGCCGUGGAGAUUCUGUGUUAAUUAGACAUGUUUGUUGUCACGUUUUAAUUAACCGACGUAUAUCAAGACUGUAAUUUUCCCUCGGACGCAAUUUACACGUUACACGUUAUAAGCUAUGGAGUUAUAGCGGGAAAAUUUCCGCAUCGAUUCACCCUUCGUUAAAGGUGUAUUCUCGGACAAAAGUUACAUCGUUUCAUUUUGGUUCUCCUUUUUUAGUAAAACAAAAACAAAAACAAAAAAAAAACGAUUAAGAAAAAACUGCAGCGUGCUGUUCUACUGACGUUCGAAAAUUGAAGACCAAAACCGCGGGGGGGCCUCCCCCCGAUUUGCCCCCCCUCCCUUCCUGCCGUCGUCGCUGAAAUUGAAUCGAAAGAAUCGUGUCAGUUUUGGAAUCGGUUUUGAUAGAAUUUUUCUUGUUUUUUUUUUUUUCAUCACGCGACCAAAUACUAAUCAGUCGACGUGACGAGGAAGAAUUAACGAACGCACACCGAGGUUAUCUAAAUAAAAGUGCGCGGAGGUGAAAAUUGGAUUUUUUUUUUUUUUUCUCGUAGGAAGAAGAUGAAAAAAUUUCAAAUAAAAUUGAAGGUUGAAUUAUCGAACGAACUGUCAACAUUAUGCAACUUUACACGUACACCGAAGCCGGAAGUUAAUCAUUGUGCAGUGUGAUACAGCAGAUAAGAAUGAAUUGUUUUUUUUCUUCGUUUUUUUUUUCGUACAAACGUGCAGAUUAUACGGUACCAUAAAAAGUGACGAGUGAGAAAAUCGCGACGUCGCGUCAUAAAUUAAAGUUUCUUCGACACUCGCCGGAUUAUAUCGAUCUCGAUCCACAACCAGAUCGUUAUCUGCUGCGCCAUUUUUCAAUCGAUCACUCUUCGAUCUUCGACCACCGAAUUCCCGAUCAUUCUCCCAAUUUUGUGCACGAUCCGGAUCAAAGUCGAAUAAUCGAAAUAAAAUUUCCAUUCUUCCGCGCCAGAUUUUUUCCAACUUUUGGAAAGCUUUUUUAAUCACACACUCUUCCGGUUGAUUGCGAACCAUGACGCGCUAACGCUUCGCCGCUCACCGAGGUAAACCCCCGUGUUGAAAGGCCGACACUUUUCCGUUCCGCUUCAUUUUUUUGGUCCAACCCCAAUUUUUGUCGAGGAAUUUUCGGCCGGCUGGUGAACCGUCUCGCAAGCGAAUACACAAUAUUCCGAUCGUCCGCAAUUUUUUUUCUCUUAAAAAAAAAAGUUGCAAGUUUUUUUGCAAAAACCCGACCACCCGCCCGCCGCCUGACCGGUCGAUUUAUUUUUCGCUUUUUUUUUUUGCGAGAGCUAAAUUUUUUCAACGGCUUAUUUAUACAAUUAGCCUCGGGGCGGGGGAAAACUCGAAGGAGCUGCGACGGCGUUGCGUCCCCUCCGCCGCGAUCCUAUUCCUGCUGGCCACUACUACUUCCACUACUACUACUGCUGCUCCGCUGCUCUUGAGAGCUAUCGUCGCUUUCCCGCCGAAGUCAGAAGUGCGCCUUUCGUAUCGAGAAAAUUUAUUCGAAGAUAAAAGAAAAAAGUUUGUUCGUCGAUCGACCUCGUCAUGAAGACUGACAGCAACAACGGCUACCUUAGAACCGCCGUAGAAACGGAAGACAGCGAACUUUUGCCGCCAGUUGGUAUUCAGGGAACAACUUCCGGCGCACCACUUCAGGUUACGAUCGGUCCGCGAGGUACCGCGGCUACGAGCAUACCUCAUCGCACGGGAAGCGCUCUUCAAGGUUCCAUAGGUGGCGUUAACUUGACAUCUACAGGUGUUCCGGCUAAUCGGCGAAGAAAUCACGCGGCUCUGAACAGGCAACGGUUACUCGGCAUCCUCGCUUUCACACUAUUAGCCAGUUUCGUCCUGACUCUCAUUCUCCUGAUAACCAACAACUCUCGUAAAUGCGAUCGGGAGAUACAUCCCAAGGUCUGCAUGACGGAGGAGUGCGUGCGAACAGCCGCGAGUCUUCUGUCGGCUAUGGAUCAGACGGCUGCACCCUGCGUCGAUUUUUUCCAAUACGCGUGCGGCGCCUGGAACCGUCUUCACGUCAUCCCGGAGGACAGGAGUUCCAUAAGCACGUUCGAAGUCCUCGCCGAUCAGCUUCAGGUCAUACUGAAAAGGGUCCUCGAGGAACCGCCGAACGAGAGGGACAACGCGGCGACCUUGAAAGCGAAAAUGUUCUACAAGUCGUGCGUCGAUAUCCCGAGGAUUCGGGAGAUCGGCGACGUUCCCCUGCGUACGACUCUUCGCGGUCUCGGCGGUUGGCCGGCUGUCGAGGGUGCCGCGUGGCUGCCGCCCUCCUAUCCGGUGGAAGUUUUGCUGGGUCGUUUGCGCGGCGAGUACAACGAGGGGGUCCUACUGGAGCAAUGGGUUGGCCCGGACGACAAGAACUCCUCCGCCAACAUCCUCCAGCUGGAUCAGAUGCAGCUAGCGCUUCCCAGCCGGGACUAUUAUCUGAAGGUCAGUAGCCAGGCGGAGCUGAAGGCUUACCACCGUUACAUGACGAACGUCGCCAUUCUGUUGGGUGCGAAUCCGGAAACCGCUAGCGAAGAAUUCAACCGCGUGAUAGUCCUGGAAAAGCAGCUGGCCAACGCGUCGCUCCCUGAGGCCGACAGACACGACACCUCCGCUAUCUACAGGAAACUGACGCUUCGCCAGCUCCAGCAAGAAGUUCCCCAGCUCAAUUGGCACGUUUAUUUAAAGGCGUUCCUCACCGCACCGAUAACGGAGGACGAACCUGUCGUCGCUUACGCCAUGCCUUACUUCGUCCAGAUGGGCAGGAUACUGGAGAACACCGAUCGAAGGACCCUCCACAACUACGUAUUGUGGCGGCUCGUGAUGUCGAUAAUGCCGCACAUGAUCGACGACUAUCAGCAAAAGCGCGUGGAGUUCCGUAAGAUCCUUCUGGGGAUCCUCAGCGAGAGGAAUCGGUGGUCCCAAUGCGUCGAAUGGACGAAUAAGAAGCUGGGAAUGGCGGUCGGCGCACUUUUCAUACGUGACAAUUUCAACCACGACAGCAAGGAAACGGCCCUGGAAAUGAUCCACACCCUGAGAGAGGCGUUCAACGAACUGUUGGCGGAGAAUCAUUGGAUGGACGACGAAACGAGGGCCGUUGCCAAGAGCAAAGCGGACUCGAUGAACGAACGGAUAGGAUAUCCGGAAUUCCUCAAGGACCCGGUCGAACUCUCCAAGGAAUACGUUAUGCUGAACAUAACGGAUCACCGUUUCCUGGAGAACAUUCUCGCGGUUUUGAAAUACGACGCCUACCAUAACCUACAAAAAUUGAGGCAGCCGGUCGACAAGGACAAAUGGUCGACGGAACCGGCCGUGGUCAACGCUUUCUACAACCCCAACAAAAACGACAUCGUUUUUCCAGCCGGUAUUCUACAGCCGUUGUUCUACUCCCAGCAUUUUCCGAAGUCGUUGAAUUACGGCGGUAUCGGUGUGGUGAUAGGCCACGAGAUAACCCACGGUUUCGACGACAAGGGCAGACAGUUCGACAAGGACGGCAACAUGAUGCAGUGGUGGAACAACGCUACGAUCAGAGCGUUCAGGGAUCGCGCCCAGUGCAUCGUCGAUCAAUAUUCCCGUUACAGAUUGCAGGAGAUCGAUUUGUACGUGAACGGUCGAAUGACGCAGGGUGAAAAUAUCGCGGACAACGGUGGUCUGAAACAGUCUUUCAGAGCCUACAAAAAGUGGGUGUCGAUUCACGGCGAGGAGCCAUUGUUACCUGGAGUGAAUUUGACGCAUGAUCAACUUUUCUUUUUGAACUACGCCCAAAUUUGGUGCGGUUCGAUGAGGCCGGAAGACGCUUUAACGAAGAUCAGGAGCAGCGUUCAUUCGCCCGGGCCGGUUAGGGUUUUAGGUCCGCUGUCGAACAGCGACGAUUUUGCCAGAGCCUUCGGUUGCUCCCCGGGUUCGCCCAUGAACCCCACGCACAAAUGCAGCGUAUGGUGAACCCAGAUAUUAUCGAAUUGGCUAACGAUCUAACGAUUUCAGACGUUCCGAUAACGACGCGCUGGUACCGAUAUAAUAGGACCACUUUUUUCAAAGAAUAGUAAAAAAAAAAAAUAAAAUGAAAUAAAAUAAAAAGGAAGGAGAUGGUGAGAAAAAAAAAACAAAAUGAACGGUACCCGAGCAACUCGCGGUAUGUCGACGAACGCGCUGUCAAUUUGUAAAUGUAUUUCCAAACGAUUGGUAUACCUUGAAACGUUGAACGAACGAUACCAACCCCAUUCGAAGGUUUUAUCAGAUUUUGGAAUCGAUUCGUAACAGAGAUCGAACGGAAAAACGAAUGUUUUCGAGUAAUCGGCCAUUUUGUUCAACGGAUCCGAUCAAUAUAUGUAAUGUAUAUUAUUAAGAUGUAAGAUUAUUAUUUUUCUUCAACUUUUUGUCUCUGAGCCCGAUUAAUUAUACCCUUAUUGCGUUUUCCUUUUCUCUUCAACAUUUUUCCUUUUCUCUUUUUCUUUUUCCUAUUCAUUGCUUAACUAACAAUAAGCCAAGUUCAGUUUAUCAGAAUCAAUCGAGUAAAAAAAAGAGAGUUCGUAGCGCUAACACUAGAUGUUUGUAAUUAACUUGUAUUAUAUCAAUCACGUGAUGUCGUUGAACUUGGAUUCGUUUUUCGUUGACUUCAAUUGAACUAAAUGAAAAUAAAGAAAAACUGAACUACGAUGACGACGAUGAUGACUUGGUAUCUAAUUGUUCAGAAAUGAUAAGCAAAUUAUAUAGUUAUAAUUAUAAAGAAGAUAUUGCCUAUUGUAAAACCAAA
Athalia rosae (coleseed sawfly) is the source of this 5757-nucleotide messenger RNA. RefSeq names its product neprilysin-1. Gene Ontology annotation, biological process: protein processing. Lineage: Eukaryota; Metazoa; Arthropoda; Insecta; Hymenoptera; Athaliidae. The record is from RefSeq and is a predicted model, not a curated record. Bases 2550 to 4946 code for a protein of 798 amino acids. Gene Ontology annotation, molecular function: metalloendopeptidase activity. The transcript has 12 exons. Gene Ontology annotation, cellular component: plasma membrane.